GAAACAAAUGGCUGACAGCCUAAAUUACCUCCGAUCCAAACACGGUUGGGCGCAAACAAAUCGUUUUGUGCUAAGAUGGUUCAAUUUAAACGAGGCGCCCAAAGCAGCGAGAGAAACGGGCAUGACGAGUACUGUGUCACGGAGGCCGCCUAUCUCCGCAAAGCCGAAGCGCUCACAAAGAGCGGCUUUGAAGACAAAAAGAAGGUCCCUUGCUAUGGGCGUUACCAAGAAAGGUACAGAGAAUGAGAAAGGAUUAGAUGCAGUCCGGAACACAGAAAUGCAAGAACACGCCGCGGUAACUGUGAAUUUAAUUUCAACAAGAGCGGUAAACAGUGAUGAAGAAAUGGAAGAAAUCGGCGAGGACCCAGAGGGGGAAGAACGGGAAGCCGCCGGUGGAGAUGACGAAGAAAACGAAGAUCAGGACCACAGCGAUGUUGAAUCGUUUGAUUUCUUCACAGAAUCGUCCAGCGAGGUGUCGGAAGAGGCAGUUCUGUUACCGAAUAUUUUAAUCCCUUGUACAAGGUGUCAUGAUGUUAUUAACAUAUGUCGCCUGCCAUGUCACCGGAAUUUGCACUGCGCGUUACAAACACUCAAGUACGCACAGGAUCAGAGGCCAAAAAACAUCAGCGCUUUGGUCAGGCGAAGGAAACUAUUGAUAAAACAGCAACAAGAUGCCAGUUCAAAAAGACGACAAGAUCCCUUUGGUGACAAGCAUUUGCAUAAAUUAAACACGGCGUUUGAGUUCCUAAGAACAGAACUUCAAGGAACCACAGAUUUGCGAUAUCUUAGUGAAAGGGUAAUUGAAGAAAUAAAAGUAACUGGCGAGAGCUUCGAUUUGUCUUGCGCAAUUGCAGCUGGAGUUUGCGAAGAAGCAAAUAAAAGGUGGAAAAACAUGGAGGAUGUGCACAUCCAUAAAGACAACUUUUUGAACAACAUAAAUAGCGCUUUUUUUGCGAUCUAUGACGGGUACAGCGGUAAAACCACUGCACUUAAGUGCAGUCGACAUCUUCACGUGUAUUUGAAAGAGGAGCUUGACUCUAUUGUAACAAAGACAAACACGAGGCCGUCGAAAAAAGAGGUCUCCUCAGCCUUCCGUUCUUCUUUUGCAAAAACUGAGAAGUUGCUACUCAUGUCAGAGGAGGAGCGGUCGCAAAGUAGAUGGAGUGGUUGCUCAGCAGUCACAUGCGUUUUGACAGAUGAUAUGUGUUUUAUCGCAAAUGCCGGGAAUGUGGGCGCCAUUUUGGUAAGAGACAACGAUGUUGUUAAAGUACUCACAAACAAGCACGAUUUGUACAACAAGAAGGAACGCGAGCGUGUGAAGAAGUCAAGCGGGGUCAUAGUGAAGACGGAAAAAUGCGCGCUUAUAAACGGGGCCCUCAGUGUCACAAGGGGCAUUGGGAACAUCGGAGAUAUGGCCUUAAAGAGAUGCAUUAUUAAUGAGCCUGACGUCAGGACUAUAUCCUUAGAUCCUACAGAUCAGCUUCUAGUUUUAGCUUCUAGUGGAUUUUGGAAGAUGUUUUCCUACGAAGAAACUAUUCAUCUUGUCAACGGCUUCUUUGGACAAAUAAGAAGGGAGGCGAAACAAAAGAUUAUUGAAGGAGAAAUAGUUGAUAGAACUGUGUCUGAAAUACACAAUGAACAUCUGUCUAACGCAGAGUACAGAACAAAGCUUUUUUUUAAGAUGGCCGGCGACCAAUUUAAUGAUACAUCCUCGCCAUCUGUUUUUCCUCCGGACGACGUUGCUGGAGGAUUGGCACACAGUAAAAGCGAAGACAACUUGAGUAACUUGAUAGCACACUACCAAAUUAACCCUUGCGUUGAAACAAACAGAGACACGAGUUCUUUUAACACUAAAGGAGAACCCAUUCAUACAAGUCACAUAACGGAUCCCCCGCCUAUCGAUGACGUCAGUUCCAUAUAUACACGUCAUCACCGAUUCUCUUUACCAGAUUUUAAAAUGUUUAAUUGGCUCAAAGGCGGCGAAGUAAAAGGAUUAACAAGACCGGAAAAAGCGCGUCUUCUAGCAAAGAGUUUGGCAGAGAGGCUUGUUAAGAGCGCGUUGUACGCCGAGUCCAUGGACAAUAUCACAGUCUUUGUUGCUCUUUUACCUGGAUUUUCUAUGGUUAACUGGCAGAUGGUGACACCCGACAUCUUGGAAGCUUUAGACGAGUUUAUGGCCGAUGAUGACCUUUUCGAAUGACGUAACGUGCCGAUGCAUGUCCUAGGAGUUGUGUGAAGACCUUGGUUGGACAUCCUCAAAAGACCUGAAGUUUAUUUUUCCGGUGCAAGCGUGACCUAUGACAAGUUAACACAAUAUUAUACUCUCUUGUUUACUUAUGUUUGAAGUUGGUCAGGUCAGCUUUGCAUGACCGCUGCUUUUGCUUUAUAUGUUGCAUGAUCUUGCAGUAAGCUUAGAGUUUUGUUUUAUAAAUCUCGGUAGAGUACAUUCAUUUAGGUUGCGUGAUUCACUGUUGUCAGUGUUGCAGUCUUUUCCCUUUAGAAUAGAGGGAGAAAUGUGAGCCAGGGGGAGUUACGGGAAGGCCUGGGGCUCAGCCCACGCUUCUCGAAAGGAAGAAGACUGCUUAGUUAGCAGGCGACAUUCACUAUUCUCGUUUCUAAUCAGGAUUUUCCGGUUUCCUAUCAGUUUCACCACGUGCAAGUCAAGUUGAUUAUUGGAGAUAGCGAGAAUGUUAGCGAGAGAGCGCUAUAUGUAGGCAUGACGUUCAUUACUUCGCGGAUGCCUGAUUCGAUUCUCGGAUCUGCCAAGAAAGACAUCACUACAAGGAAUUAAAUACGAAUGACCAUAAUGAAAAGAAAAUGUAGAUCGCUGUAGGAAAGACAAUUUGCGAUUGAAUUCAGGACUUUGUUGAACAAAAUUGUUAACAGUCAAUAACUGAUCCGUGUUGACAAGUUGUUGUUGACAUUUAUUUAAAGUAUUAAAAACAGUUUCAAGGAAAAAUGACGCAUACAAUGUGAAGCAUGCAUGAUUAUCAUAUGGCAGUUUGAAGCACUUGGACGCGACCGUAGUUUGUUACUAUUCAAAUGAGAGCCUGAGCACUACUUUCCUGCAUCAUUGCAUCAUUGCUUUUUUAAAUUCCACCUUUUUCUUAAUAAACCACACAUUAAAGGAAACUCGGUUUACCAGUAGUUAUAUACAUUUUCAGUAUAUUUUGCAGCGGAAAGUCGAUUCAUAAAAAACUUCCUGGCCACGAAUACCGAUGAAUCGAUGUCCUUAAUACUUGUCAAGGCAUGUGUAAUGUUCCAUUGUGUUCCUUUCAGUUGCUUCACAAGUCUAUUGAUCUUGGCUCUCUCCACAUUUUAGAUCCGUGUUCACGUCACCUUACACCAAGCUUGUAUUCCUCAACAACAGACUCCAGCGUUUCAAAUGCAUCCAGAAAGUCAUUCUAAAGUGAUCAAGAGUUACGAACAGAUUUAAAACAAAUACCACAACCUCAUAAGUAAAGCAUUUUAGUGGAGCGAGUAGAGUAGUCUGAGGGUAAAAAGAAAGGGUA
Messenger RNA from Pocillopora verrucosa, 3512 nucleotides. RefSeq names its product protein phosphatase 2C-like domain-containing protein 1. The record is from RefSeq and is a predicted model, not a curated record. Lineage: Eukaryota; Metazoa; Cnidaria; Anthozoa; Scleractinia; Pocilloporidae. Gene Ontology annotation, biological process: peptidyl-threonine dephosphorylation. Gene Ontology annotation, molecular function: protein serine/threonine phosphatase activity.